Messenger RNA from Propithecus coquereli (Coquerel's sifaka), 896 nucleotides. Its product is annotated as keratin-associated protein 11-1. The record is from RefSeq and is a predicted model, not a curated record. Gene Ontology annotation, molecular function: structural molecule activity. Bases 26 to 514 code for a protein of 162 amino acids. NCBI's taxonomy places the organism in Eukaryota, Metazoa, Chordata, Mammalia, Primates, Indriidae. The transcript has a single exon. Gene Ontology annotation, cellular component: keratin filament.
UACCUGCAGCCCUCUGUCCGACAUCAUGUCCUUCAACUGCUCCACAAGAAAUUGCUCUUCCAGGCCAGUGGGUGGACGCUGCACUGUCCCAGUGGCUCCAGUUGCCACAGCUUCAACCACGGAAGCUGACUGCCUGAGUGGCAUCUAUUUGCCCAGUUCCUUCCAAACUGGCUCUUGGCUCCUGAAUCACUGUCAGGAGUCUUGUGAGCCCACUGUUUGCCAGCCAACCUGUUACCAGCGAACCCCUUGCGUCUCCAGCCCGUGCCAGGUGACUUGCUCUCGACAAACCACCUGUGUCUCCAAUCCCUGUUCGACUACCUACACCCGGCCAAUCAACUUUGUCACCAGUGGCUGUCGGCCCCUGGCAGGCAUCUCUACUGUGUGCCAACCAGUGGGAGGAGUCUCUACUGUCUGCCAACCAGCGGGAGGAGUCACUACUGUCUGCCAACCUGCCUGUGGGGUCUCCAGGACGUACCAGCCGUCCUGUGUGUCCAGCUGCCGAAGAACCUGCUAAGUGUGUACGAGCCAGUGAGAGAAUCAAGACUCCAUCACCUGCCAGCUGUGCUUCCAGGGUCUUCCAGCAUGCUGCCUGCCUCCGAAGAACUCUUCAUUGCUGACCUCUAUGCUGACUGCCUGAUUGCUGGCUCCUAGCCAUGCAUUCACUGCCUUUGGCACUCUAAAGCUUUUCUGGCCAGCACCAAGCUUAUUUUAAGGGUGCUGUGUAUGCCUCUGGAUCUUUCCAGAAGCUUUACUACCCAUGCCCCAGUCUCUCAUGCUUUUGACAUGUUUUGACCUUGCUGCUGCCGUAUCUCCUGGCUUCUGCUUUUGUGUCUCUGUAAAAGGGACCUUGUCUCACUAUGUAUUUCUCAAUAAAUCUGUAUUCGUUGGCAUUGCAA